AAUUUCAAACCUUGUAAAAGAUCUUCCCUUGACUUUGUGGCACUAUAUAACGUGCCAAGUAAACAUCUCAGCAUCUUCCAAGGUUGUCUUGGGCUGAAGAAGCUCAGAUGGUGUCGGCUAAUAUGGAUAUACCCAAAACUGGUUACAACCAAUAUUUGGUGAAAAGGGCGGUCUAUGCUGAAACGAAUUUUCAGGAGGAACAUGAAAAGAAAGAAAUUACUCAGAAGAAAAUUCGCGAAAGAUUGCAAAACAGCUGCAGCUGUUCAGCUAGAAGAGUCUUCCUGAUCAUCAAAUCAAUUUUCCCAAUACUGGAUUGGCUGCCCAAAUACCAAUGGAAGGAAUGGAUCGUGAGCGAUAUCAUCUCCGGGGUCAGCACAGGACUGGUAUCCACCUUGCAGGGUUUGUCUUUUGCGUUGCUGGCGGAAGUUCCUGUAGGAUAUGGUCUAUACUCUUCUUUCUUCCCUGUAAUAAUGUACAUGUUCCUGGGGACAUCCAAACAUCUCUCCAUUGGACCAUUUCCGGUGGUUAGUUUGAUGGUUGGUGUGGUGGUUCUUCAGCUGGCCCCAGAAGAAAACUUUAAACUGAGCAAUAGCACAUCAGUGGAACUAAACUUCACAAACCACACAAACAGCUCAGAAAAUUCAGGCUUAGACACUGAAAGAAUGAAUCAGCAGAGGGUGUUAGUAUCUGGAACACUCUGCGUCCUUAUCGGAAUUAUACAGCUCUUACUAGGUGUGUUGCAGAUCGGGUUCAUUGUACGAUAUCUUGGAGAGCCGUUGGUUGGCGGCUUCACAACCGCUGCAGCCUUUCAGGUCUUUGUGUCGCAAGUGAAACAACUUCUGAACGUUCCUACAAAGAAUUAUAAUGGAGUGUUGUCAAUUAUAUAUACCAUUAUAGACAUCUUCAAGAACAUUGCAAAAACCAAUAUUUGUGAUUUCGUCGCUGGACUUCUGGCCUUCUUAGUAUGUGUGGUGGUAAAGGAGAUAAAUGAACGGUACAAGCAUAAACUUCGAGUUCCCAUUCCGAUAGAGAUAAUUGUGACGGUGGUGGCGACUGGAGUGUCGUAUGGAGCGAAGUUUGAAGAGAAAUACAAGGCUGGCAUCGUCAAGACAAUUCCCAGUGGAUUCAUAAGUCCUAUCGCUCCCGAUGUUUCCAUGUUUCAGUCCAUGAUUGGGUCAGCUUUUUCCAUCGGCAUAGUUUCCUAUGCUGUGGCUGUGUCUGUGGCCAAAGUUUAUGGGACUAAAAAUAACUAUCCGGUGGACGGCAAUCAGGAGUUUAUUGCAUAUGGGGCGAGCAAUUUAUUUGGGGGAAUCUUCUCCUGCUUUUGCGCCAGUACUGCUUUAUCACGGACUGCCAUCCAGGAGGGCACAGGGGGAAAAACCCAGUUGGCCAGCUUGGUUUCAGCCGGAGUCGUGCUCAUCGCGAUAGUGGCACUUGGCCGGCUGCUGGAACCUCUACAAAAGUCUGUCUUGGCGGCUAUUUGCGUAGCCAAUCUCAAAGGUAUGUUCUGGCAAGUCAAAGAUGUACCGAAGCUGUGGAGAGAAAACAAAUGGGAUUCUCUGAUCUGGGUGUUCACCUGUAUCGCAGCCAUCAUCCUGGGUUUGGAUUUGGGGUUAUUGGCUGGAUUGGUAUUUGGAUUGCUCACCGUCGUUCUCCGAGUGCAGUUCCCUUCCUGCAGUGCUCUAGCAAACAUUCCUGAUACCGAACUGUACAAAAACGUAAAGCUGUACAAAGACCUUGUAGAGCCAGAUGGGGUGAAAAUCAUCCGGUUUUCCAGCGGUAUCUUUUAUGGUAACAUCGAAGGGUUGAGAAGCGGCAUUAGACGAAUUGUUGGAUUUGACUGUGUCCGAGUUUACACAAAAAGGACCAAAGCCCUUAGGAAGAUUCAUAAACUUAUCAAAAAAGGAGAGCUUACAACCACCAAGAAUGGAGUCAUCAGUCCAGUCGGCAUUGACAACCUUGGCUAUGAUUCAGCCGAUGAUCCAGAAGACCCUGACCAUGAGAUGGAAGAUGGAAUUCAAACAAAGGAAGUAGAGAUCCAAGUAGACUGGAACGCUGACCUACCUGUCAAAGUCUCUGUGCCCAAGGUGUCAAUUCACAGCAUAAUAUUUGACUUCAGCCAAAUAACAUUCCUGGAUGUGGUGGCCGUCAAAGUCCUAAAGCUGAUCUAUAAAGAAUUCAAGAGAAUUGAUGUAGAUGUUUACAUUGCAACUUGUGAAGAUUCGGUACUCAAAAAACUGGAAAUGUGUUCCUUCUUUGAGGAUGCAAUCCAGUAUGAUAUCUUCUUCCUUACGGUCCAUGAUGCUGUCCUUCAUAUAGAACAUGAAAAGAAGUAUAAACCUGGGCACGAUCCUCUUCUAGAAAAGAUCUCACUGAUGAAGGAUUCCAAUUAUUUGCCAGAAUACCAAGAGUUACAAGAACCAGACGAGGCUAUGAGAGCGUUGGCAUUCUGAAGAAAAACAAGCAUUUUCUGUUGCAUAUUGCACAUUAUGGACUCUACUAUCGUUACUCUCUUUGUUGUCUUAUGUAUCAUUAAAAUAAUCCUACCAAAAUGUA
Molecule: messenger RNA, 2556 nt
Organism: Rana temporaria (common frog)
Lineage: Eukaryota; Metazoa; Chordata; Amphibia; Anura; Ranidae
Product: pendrin-like
Exons: 21
Coding region: 108-2453 (781 amino acids)
Biological process (GO): transmembrane transport
Cellular component (GO): membrane
Molecular function (GO): chloride transmembrane transporter activity; oxalate transmembrane transporter activity; secondary active sulfate transmembrane transporter activity
Source: RefSeq, a predicted model, not a curated record